Molecule: messenger RNA, 2922 nt
Organism: Labrus mixtus (cuckoo wrasse)
Lineage: Eukaryota; Metazoa; Chordata; Actinopteri; Labriformes; Labridae
Product: transmembrane protein 151B
Exons: 6
Coding region: 201-2147 (648 amino acids)
Source: RefSeq, a predicted model, not a curated record
CAGGGGGGUUACCGACAUCCGGAGGACGAUGCUUGUUUGCCGCAGGCCCCUCCAUCGUGAAAUUGGAUACCGACUUGCGGCAGAUGGGGUGACCGAGCUUGCUGCUCCGCCGGGGAGGUCCCUUCCUUCGGACGGUGCCGGGGUGGGAGCUGCCUGUGCCCGGUUCUAAAGGAAGGAAGGAAGGAGUGGCAAGAGGGAAAAUGCAGACGGAGGAGGAGACGGCCACCGCUGAAGAGCCCAUUUUGGAGGAAGGGUCAGGACGAGAGCAGCAACGGCCACUCCAGCAGUCUCUGGCCUCCUCCCUGUGUCGGGAAUCCCAUUGGAAGUGCCUCCUCCUGACCCUCCUCAUGUACGGCUGCUUCGCCACGCUCGCCUGGUGCGCCGUCUGUCGUGUUCCUGUUCUUGGCUCCUCCUCCAUACCUAUCGGCGGUGACGACAAGGCCACGUCGCCGGCCGCGGCCUACUAUCAUGACAUCCCACACUUGGAGAGCCCGUGUUCCAGCGGCUAUGUCUACAUCCCCCUGGCCUUCCUGGCUAUGCUGUAUGUGGUUUACCUGGUGGAGUGUUGGCACUGCUUUUCUAAGACGGCAAUGUUGGCUCAUGCUGAAUUCCAGGAAGUGUAUGAGCGUGUGCAGAGACUUCAGCAGGCCACGCCCUGCAUUUGGUGGAAAGCCAUCAGCUAUCACUAUGUGAGGAGGACCAGACAGGUGACAAGAUACCGCAAUGGAGAUGCAUAUACCACCACACAGGUCUACCACGAGCGAGUGAACACUCAUGCCUCCAGUUCAGAGUUUGACUACGCCCGCUAUGGAGUCAAAGACGUCUCAAAGGAGCUGCUGGACCUGCAGCUGCACCCUGCUGUCCGACUCCGUUUCACCAAGUGUUUCAGCUUCUCCAGUGCACGUGCUGAAGCUGCCUACCUCACCCAGCGAGCACGCUUCUUCGGGGAGAAUGAGGGACUCGACGACUACAUGGAGGCCAGGGAGGGAAUGCACCUGAAGAACGUGGAUUUCCGAGAGCACAUCUUGGCCUUCCCGGACCCUACUAACCAGCCGUGGUUUUCUCGACACAGGGUCUUCUGGGUGGCUUCUGCUUUCCUCCUGUCGUGGCCGCUGCGGGUGGUGUCAGAAUACCGCACAGCAUAUGUCCACUACCACGUGGAGAAGCUGUUCGGGGAAGACGAGGACGGAGGCGGAGGUGGUGGUGGAGGGCCAGGUGGAGGCGGCAGGGUGGAUGGGGUUACAGGAGGGACUGAGAAUGGGAUCCACCCCGGAGGGAUUGGGAUUGGAAUCGGUCUAAACGGGACGAGUUACAGAGCUAUCUCUCGGGUCAACACAGUGGACAUGACAGAGUUGGAGUGGCACAUCCGCUGUAACCAACAGAUGGUCCCGAGCUACUCUGAAGCUCUUCUUAUGGACUUGGACAUAAGCGGGGGGACAAAUAAUACAGCCUCUACCCCGAUCUCCGGUCCUCCCUGCACCACCCCAAACCAGGGGAACAACCCGCCUCCUCUCGCUCUGCCUGUGGUGUUUAACUCGGCAUACCUCCUCCAGAGCUGCCCCAGAUGCAGGAGGACCACGUCCAGCUCCAGUCUUCCCUCCAGGCUACGGGCCCCAAUGGGAACAACUGCCCUCCUGAACGCUACAGUGGCAGGAAUCAGGAACGCAGGGCAGGGAGGUGGGGGCAUAGGAGGAAGGUUGGUGCUCAGUCGGAGCGGAUUCUCUUUAGGGAGACUCGGAGGAGGUCGCCAAAACAGCUUGUUGCACUCAAGAAGCAUGGGAGGAGGCCUGGGAGGAAGUAGAGAAGAUGGAGGUGGAAGUGGGGGAGGAGGAGGAGGAGGAGGAGGGGGCGGAGGUGGAGGAUUCCUCGGGUUAGGUUCAAGGCAGGACAAUGAGGAGACAAGAGGAGUGCUUGAAGGCGAAGGGGAUGAUGACGAGGAGCAGGAGGAGGAGGAGGAGGUGAGGAUGAGGGAAGAUGGGAAUAGAGAGAGGGACGAAGACGCAGAGCAAGAGAGCGGAGGAGGAAGCGAGGGGAGGGAGGGGAGCGGUGGAGGGAGGGAGCGUCCUCCAUCCUACCAGGACGCAUUCUUCUUCCCUGUCCUCAUUAUACACGGAGAAGAGAGCUGCCACGCUGGAGACGACAUGUGACGAUCAAAAAAAAAAAGAAAACGCAGUAAGAGAAAAGGAGUCUGGGCUGAGAGAAAGAACCCACUGAACGAAAAGAAACAAAGGAAAUAAGAUAUGAGAGAAGAAUGAUAUUGUAAAACAAUGACAGAGUAGGAAAAAGUCACAAGCACUGGAAGUAAAAACUGCUUUGUGGCAGAAAGUGUUACGAAGGGAGAGAAGGCAGGCAACACACUGACAUAAAAUGUGAGAUAGGAUGGAGACUGGAGUCGCAGUGAGGGCAAGAAAAUCCACACAAUGGUAGACUUUGCUGCACAGACAUUGACAGACAGAGACAGAGCGAGGGGGGGAGAGAUUGCACACUCCACAAAGGAUGAAAACUUGGGAAUGUCUAUUUCCAGAUAUAUCUAUGCAAGAACUGGAGUGGGAGGAGUACCAAGUCUAAAAAUAGCAGGUUGGCGAGUGAGUGGAGAGACUCCAAAAACUAGCUAAGUGGUGGCGGGUAUGUUUAAAAAAAAAAAAAAAAAAAAAGAGAGAGAGAGAGAGAAAGAAUCUGAAGUGGAGGAGUUGAAAAAGGCCUGAAGCUCCGGUUAUGCUGAAAUCAGGAUCCACAGAGGGGAACUAAAAAUAUUGCUCAAUUAAAGAAGGAGAUGCGGUAAAACAGAAAGACUCCCUAAAUAUUUCAGAUGACGGAGAGAACACAAGAGAUCGCAAAGCAAUGCAGAAGAGAAGUAGAUCGAGAAAAGCAAUGACAUGCCACUGACAGGGUACAACAUGUUGGAGGAUUAGAGUGAAGCAA